Messenger RNA from Triticum turgidum subsp. durum (durum wheat), 777 nucleotides. NCBI's taxonomy places the organism in Eukaryota, Viridiplantae, Streptophyta, Magnoliopsida, Poales, Poaceae. The record is from the annotation of a GenBank genome assembly.
AUGUACUGCCAGUCGUGCAAGAACGUGUACGACGAGGAGGACGCCGGGACCUGCAAGGAGUGCUACGAGGAGGCCAGCGAGACGGAGGAGGAGCUCAAGCGCGAGAUCGACGACCUCCGCUCCCGCCUCCUCUUCCUGCGCCUCCCCUCCCCCACACUCGACGCCUCCGCCGCCGGCCACUCCGACCUCCUCCUCCACGCCAUCCCCGCCUCCUCCUCGUCGUCGACCUCGCCCUCCCCCUCCGGCGACGCCGACGGGGCCCGCCUCGACACCCCCGCCGUCCCGGCCCACCGCGUCAUCCUCGCCAGCAGGUCUCCUGUGUUCAGAGCAAUGCUUGACAGCGAGAUGGAAGAGAGCCGGAGCGGCGUCAUCAAGAUGUACGACGUGUCCUACGAUGUCCUCCGUGCUUUCGUCCACUACAUGUACACGGGCGAGGCUCUCCUGGACGAGCAAAUGGCCUGCGAUCUCCUGGUGUUGGCCGAGAAGUACGAGGUAAAGCACCUGAAGACCUACUGCGAGAAGUUCAUCACGUCCAAGGUGAACAACGACAACGCCAUUGUCCAUUACGCGUUUGCGCACCGGCACGGCGCGAAGCAGCUGCUCGAGGCCUCCAUGUCGGCGCUCAUGGAUAGCAUGCCCACGCUGGCGGAGCGGGAAGAGUACAAGGAGCUGGUCGAGAGGGACCCGAGGAUCCUCGUGGAGAUCUACGAGACCUAUGUCAGCCGACAGGACAACACUGCCGCCGAGAGGGAUUCAGAUUGCUGCUGUAGAAAGUGA